This is a messenger RNA of Hibiscus syriacus, 735 nucleotides long. RefSeq names its product NAC domain-containing protein 90-like. The coding region runs from base 1 to 735 and encodes 244 amino acids. Gene Ontology annotation, biological process: regulation of DNA-templated transcription. The record is from RefSeq and is a predicted model, not a curated record. The transcript is spliced from 3 exons. NCBI's taxonomy places the organism in Eukaryota, Viridiplantae, Streptophyta, Magnoliopsida, Malvales, Malvaceae. Gene Ontology annotation, molecular function: DNA binding.
AUGGAGGGUAUGCCACCAGGGUUUCGAUUCUAUCCAACCGAGGAAGAACUGCUUUCAUUUUAUCUCAAUAACAUGUUAGAAGGAAAGAGAGAAAACCUCAACAAUCUUAUUAACAACCGAGUCAUCCCGGUUGUCGACAUUUAUGGCUACAAUCCAACCGAUCUCCCACAGUUGUCGGUUUCUUUGUGCCACAAGGACACAGAGCAGUGGUUUUUCUUUGUCCCGAGAAAUGAAAAUGAAGCUCGAGGAGGGAGGCCCAAGAGGCUAACGGAUUCUGGGUAUUGGAAGGCUACUGGUUCGCCUAGUUUAGUUUAUGCUUCUGAUGAUCGACCAAUUGGGUUUAAGAGAACCAUGGUUUUCUACAAUGGAAGGGCUCCAAGUGGGCAGAAAACUGAUUGGAAGAUGAAUGAAUAUAAAGCUUUCCAUGGAGAAGUAUCCUCGGUUGCGCUCGCUAAUGGUGCACAACUUCCUCCUCUGAGACAAGAAUUUAGCUUGUGUCGGGUGUAUAAGAAAUCAAAAUGCUUAAGAUCGUUCGACAGGCGACCAUUGGCAGGUGCAGUGCAGAUAAGCCGGCAAGUUCCUCAACACGUUAAAUAUGGUUUUGAGUUGACAGAAAGCUUACCAGUGAGUUCAUCUUUGGGUGAUAAAGGCAAUCAAAUAACUCAAACCGGAGAAAAUAAUGACGACGACUAUUCCUUUUGGACUAUAGAUGGGUACUGGGGUCUAAAUAAUUGA